GCAGAAAGUUACAGUUUAAACGAAAGUUUGAGCAAAAUGCCAGAACCAGCGAAGUCAGCGCCCAAGAAGGGCUCCAAGAAGGCGGCGUCUAAAGCUACGAAGACCGGUAGAAAGAGGAAAAGAUCCAGGAAGCAGAGCUACGCCAUCUACGUGUAUAAGGUGUUGAAACAGGUCCACCCAGACACCGGCAUCUCCUCCAAGGCUAUGAGCAUCAUGAACUCGUUCGUCAACGAUAUCUUCGAGCGGAUCGCCGGUGAGGCCUCCCGCCUGGCUCACUACAACAAGCGCUCCACCAUCACCUCCAGGGAGAUCCAGACCGCAGUCAGACUGCUGCUUCCCGGUGAGCUGGCCAAGCACGCCGUGUCCGAGGGCACCAAGGCCGUCACCAAGUACACCAGCUCCAAGUAAAGCUUCACUGCUCAACACCAAUACAACGGCUCUUUUAAGAGCCACACACGUCAUCUGCAGAGCUGCUGGUCCAUGUUAACGGUCAAAACUUCAUUUUUAUUGACGUACAGUCAGUGGAAGAACUAAUUGAAUGACCUUCUGUAUUACCUGCUAACUCUGAAAAUUCAGAUUUUCUCACCAACAUACCUGCAAACACUCAGAUCUUCCUACCCCUCUCUCUCUCUCUCUGUGUGUGUGUGUGGUCAUUAAAUAUUUUUGUACUGGAUGAUAAAAAUAUGACACUAAUGAAGACUGAAAGUGAUACAGCCACAAGGAGAGAGAGGGGGGGGAAACUGUUGACUUUGAAUGUCUGUGUUCUGUUUGUACCCAGCUGACUAUUGAAAGGUGCCAUGAAUCAGCAUUUAUAUGUGGGCUGUAAACUGUCGAUUGUUUAUAAGAAAAUGUUUGAAAUUAAAUAAAUAUGUUACUGAGCACAA
Molecule: messenger RNA, 884 nt
Organism: Acanthochromis polyacanthus (spiny chromis)
Lineage: Eukaryota; Metazoa; Chordata; Actinopteri; Pomacentridae
Product: histone H2B-like
Exons: 1
Coding region: 37-408 (123 amino acids)
Cellular component (GO): nucleosome
Molecular function (GO): protein heterodimerization activity; structural constituent of chromatin; DNA binding
Source: RefSeq, a predicted model, not a curated record